UGAGGAACACCCAGAACAAAACUCCUCCAGGCGGAAGUGAAAGUAAAAGCGUCGCUUCUGGGUCGGAACAUGGACGCGCGACAGCUUAACGCGGUCCUGCUGGACAUCUCAAACCAGCUGAGCUCUGACAAUCUGGACAAACUCAAGUUCCUGGUUCGGAACGAGAUCGGAAAACAAAAGCUGGAGAAGAUCACGACGGGACACGGACUGUUCGAGAUCCUGACGCAGAGACGCUUCCUGGAACCGGACAAGACCGAGUUUCUGUCCGACCUGCUCCAACAGAUCGGCCGACCAGACCUGUCGGACAGACUGACAGGCUCUGGGAGUCCGCCUGGACCCCCCGACGAUGGUCUGGACGAGACGGAGAGAGCUAAACUGAGCAUCGCUACAGAAGUGAUCGCAGAGAGUCUGGGCAAAAACUGGCGUAAACUGGGACGAAAACUACAAGUGAGUGACGUGAGGCUGGACUCCAUCUCCACAAGACAUUCUACAGACCUGGAGGAGACGGCAGUGGAGCUGCUGAAGGAGUGGAGGAGGAGUAAAGGAGCUGAGGCCAGAACAGAGGAGCUGAUCAGAGCCCUGAGGGACUGUCAGCUCAACCUGACCGCUGAUCGAGUGGAGGAAAAACUGACAGAUAAAUUAUAUCAAUAAUGUCCAGAAAAGAGCUGAGAUUGAUUAAAAUA
Molecule: messenger RNA, 683 nt
Organism: Nematolebias whitei (Rio pearlfish)
Lineage: Eukaryota; Metazoa; Chordata; Actinopteri; Cyprinodontiformes; Rivulidae
Gene: fadd
Product: Fas (tnfrsf6)-associated via death domain
Exons: 2
Coding region: 70-651 (193 amino acids)
Biological process (GO): signal transduction; regulation of apoptotic process
Molecular function (GO): protein binding
Source: RefSeq, a predicted model, not a curated record